AUGCCCUUCCUCGUGAACGUCGUCACCUCGAUGUCCAGGAACAAGGGCAUGUACAAAUCCGCGGUCACGAUCAUGCGCAAGCCCUCCUUCGCCAACCUGGACCAGAUGUUGCUCACGUACUCGGGCUCGCCCCUGAUCAUGUCCUCGGGGUCGAUCCAGCUCGCGAUGAUGACCUCGCCCAGGCUCAGCGCCUCGUCCAUGUCCAUUUUCCUGAGCUUCUUUGUGACCCUGUACAUCCUCAUGUUCGAGUCCGAGCACAGGAGCAAGAUCAAGCCCAUGGUCGAGAAGCAGUCCGUGCACGUCUCCAUGUUCAACCCUGGACGUGUCGACAGCCAAGGUGGUGAUCGAAGACGACUGCGUGUUCAUCAGGGAUACUUCCCACUGUGGGGCCUGGCUUCAAACAAACUCGGGGUCUUGGAUAAGAGGUUGGUCGACUGGGCGGUCUCGAGGAGAUGCAUCAUCACGGACAGGAUCUCGUACUACGUCUACUGCAGGAACAUUGCCUCGUGGUCGCAGAUGGAGUCGAUCAACGCCGUGUGCGAGCUCCUGGAGACUACUGCAACCGACACCAACGCCGCGGUCAGCUACACGAAGGCGCUCAUCAAGUUCUACCGUUGCUGUCCAGGCACACGAACAUGCGCAUCGCCAAGAGCGUCCGCAUCGACAUCAGAGGACCCGAGCACGUGUGCCAUGUGCUCGAAGGAGAUGCAGCCCGAGGUCAACCUCUGCGCCGAGGGCACGCGGGGUAACAUCUGCAUCAUCAAGCCCAUGAAUCAGAACCAGAUCGCGUUCAGCGUCAACAUCUCGAAGCCGAGGGGCGGCUCGCGCACGUACAUCAACGUCAAGCCGUUCAUCACCGUGGUCACGAGGAUGGAUGUGUGCGACAGCUGGCAGAAGAACGGGCAGAGUGCCUCAGACGAGCACGAGAACGGCUUCAGAGGCGUGGUCACGGCCUCGAAGACGUAUCCGACCCUGUCCGACCCUGUUCGAACCCGCGCAAAUCCACACGUUCACAUCCUUCCGGAAGAAGGAGGAGUAGCAGAUGGACGUGAUGAUCUGCAAGACCGACAUCGAGUUCUACUCCAAGCCAUAGCUACGAACAAGUUCGCGAGGAUGCUCGCGUUGAUCCUUGGGACUGGGUUGUACCCCGAGAUCACAGAGGAGGAGAUGAAGUACAUCACAGCCUCAGAGCUGGGCCACGUCGCGGACUUGCUCGAUAUUAGGGACGCCUUCCCGUAUAGCGAUCGGUACUACAACCCAAUCAACAACGUGGACCCGACUAUGCACACAUUCAGGCGGCUGGUCAACGACGGAAUGCACAAGGACCUCUAUGCGCUCAUGUUCGCGAACAGGCUGAUACUCUGGAUCGUGUGCCCACAAAGGAACAUGGAGGAGAUGAUGGAGGUCAUGAACAAGGCGAUGCCCACGCACGGGUUGUACGACGUGCCUGAGGAAUUCGACGACAUCUUCGGUGCUUCGAUUGGGUGGCUCGGCAUCAACGCGAGCCCGAGCUACGAGACACGUGUGUACUUGUUCGACCAACCACUGUUCAGAAGGCGAAUGCGUGACGAGCAGAGAAGUACACGCCGGACGACGGCGGACAGCGGCAUGUUGACCUACCUCUCCACGACGGCGCCCAGAGGUACGUUGAGGUUCAACUACGCGGUCAUGCCCGACAUCGAGGAGCUCAACAAGCGCAGGAGGGGGAUCAGGUACACCACCAACUCCACGAUCGAGGACAUCUUCGGGGACCGGAUCAUCCACGGACCACAUCGACUCGAUCACGCAGAUGAAUCCCUUGCCCACAACACGAUCAUCAACACGUACAUCUGCAUCAACAUGGACUUUAAGAGGAAUGAGACCAUGCACAUGAUCUGUAUCUGGUGCGAGAAGGUGAGCACGCACUCAGACUUAGACCUCAAGAGGAUGAAUGACAUGAACAUGAAGCCAAACAAGAAGAUGAUCAAUGUUGGCACUAUAAUCAUGGCGUGCACCUCGUGCAUGAACGACCUCAAGCUUAACCAUAUGCCUCGGGAUGAGCUCAUGAAGAUGGAGAUGAACUUGUACAAGCGCAUGGUUGAGAGGACACUUGCGAUCUCGAGCUCGGUCUGGUGCACGAACGAGAACAUGUAUGCGACCAUGUAG
Messenger RNA from Aspergillus thermomutatus, 2145 nucleotides. RefSeq lists its product as uncharacterized. Lineage: Eukaryota; Fungi; Ascomycota; Eurotiomycetes; Eurotiales; Aspergillaceae. The record is from RefSeq and is a predicted model, not a curated record. The transcript has 7 exons. Bases 1 to 2145 code for a protein of 714 amino acids.